UCUUCUUCCCUCUCCGCCCCCCACCACUCUCAUUCUUCUUUUCUCUCGUUCUUCCUUUCUUUUAACUCAACUAUCAAAUCUCUCUCUCUCUGAAACAGAAGAAGAGAAGAAGCAUAACCAAGAUGUCUCUUAGAAAAGCAUUUCUCUCCCGAAGGAAUACAACCAAACAGUCCUUUAAUCUGUCGAACUCUGAUGAAGUUGAAGCACAGAAACGGCAUACAGACGGCCAUGGCGAGGCAGAUGAGGAGAUCGAACAAGUUGAUGAGGAUUGCUGGUCUAAGAUGUUCCCUGAGCUUCUCAGUGAGAUCAUCCAGCGAGUCGAGUCCAGCGAAGACCGGUGGCCGCUCCGGAAGAACGUUGUCGCCUGUGCUUGCGUCUGUAAGAGGUGGAGGGGCGUUACCAGAGGCAUCGUUAGGUCUCCUCUACAGUGUGGGAAGAUUACUUUCCCCUCUUCCCUUAAACAGCCGGGGCCGCGAGAUGCUCCCCUUCAAUGUUUUAUCAAGCGAAACAAGAAGACCUCCACAUUUUAUCUCUAUCUUGGUCUGACCCAGACAUUCAUGGACAAGGGAAAAUUUCUCUUAGCGGCAAGGAGAUAUAGGCGGGGUGCUCACACUGAAUAUAUCAUUUCUCUUGAUGCCGACGACCUUUCCCAAGGAAGCAAUGCUUAUGUUGGGAAACUGAGCUCGGAUUUCCUUGGCACCAAAUUUACCAUCUAUGACAGCCAGCCACCAUAUGAUGGUGCAAAGCCUUCAAGCAGUAGAGCAAGCCGCCGAUUUGCAAGUAAGCAGAUCAGUCCCCAGGUUCCAGCUGGCAACUUUGAGAUUGGGCAGGUUUCCUACAAGUUCAACCUGUUAAAAUCAAGAGGACCAAGAAGGAUGCUCUGCUCAUUAAGGUGCCCAUUAACAAAUGAAAUUGCCCUUGAUGAACCUCAGAAGACCCCUGAGAUACAGACAACAGAAGCUUCCACCACCAAUGCAGGGUGCAUGAUUCUGAGAAACAAGGCUCCUAGGUGGCACGAACACUUGCAAUGCUGGUGUCUUAAUUUCCAUGGGCGGGUGACAGUUGCUUCAGUGAAAAACUUUCAGCUGGUUGCAGCGGUUGACCCAAGCCAACCAGGAGGGAAAGGGGACGAGGAGACUGUACUUCUUCAAUUUGGGAAGGUAGGCGAUGACAUAUUCACCAUGGAUUAUAGGCAGCCCUUGUCUGCCUUCCAGGCAUUUGCCAUCUGCCUCACCAGCUUUGGUACUAAGCUUGCCUGUGAGUGACAUAAUGUAUUCUGGUUGUUGAUUCCAGCAGCAGCCUGUGGAUGUUGUUUUAAUAUUUGUUUCUUCUCCCUCCCCCCCCCCCCCCCUUUUUUUCUUUUUUACUAUGUUAAAUUGUUAUCUCCAUCUCUCUGAUUAGCAUCCGUGCAACAAGCACAUUGUAAAUGCUGCAACUGUAAGAAUAUUAUGGAGCUUGGCUCAGUAAUACUUGACUCUGCAAUUCAAUUGCAAGCAAGCACCUAAUUGAUCAAUAACCAAGAUUAAGAUGUGCUGCAA
Nelumbo nucifera (sacred lotus) is the source of this 1538-nucleotide messenger RNA. RefSeq names its product tubby like protein 7 (gene TLP7). The record is from RefSeq and is a predicted model, not a curated record. Gene Ontology annotation, molecular function: protein binding. Lineage: Eukaryota; Viridiplantae; Streptophyta; Magnoliopsida; Proteales; Nelumbonaceae.